Tuber melanosporum (Perigord truffle) is the source of this 2490-nucleotide messenger RNA. RefSeq lists its product as uncharacterized. The transcript has 3 exons. The record is from RefSeq and is a predicted model, not a curated record. Lineage: Eukaryota; Fungi; Ascomycota; Pezizomycetes; Pezizales; Tuberaceae. Bases 619 to 2403 code for a protein of 594 amino acids.
GACAUCCGCAGCGUGGAGAAGAAACAUUGGCGAGCGAGCCUGAGAGAAGAGAAGAGAAGGAAAGAACGAAAACCACUCAAAUAUUGAAUUAUCAUGCUUCACUCUACCCUCCCGUGACGGGUCUUGCAAGUGGAUAAGAUUAGAUUGUGGGGUUUUUAAAAUCUAGGAAGGAGGGAGAUCUCUCCUUAACCUUCCCCCCAAUUCCUUGUCACUGUCAGCCUCAAGCCUAUUGUUUCACUCCCUCGACGUUUGAUUCUUCCCUCUUUUUUCCUUCCUUCCUUCCUUUUACUUGUAUCUGGUCUACCGACUCAUUUCCUUCUCGGUUCUCCUUCUUCCGUUCAUCUACAUUGCCUACUUUAAUCCCCCGCAUUGCAGGUAGCUGGCCGCUUGCAGUGCAAACGACGGUUUCCAUUAAUCUCACCGCCCCUAUCCUCGCCCUAUAACCCUUUCUCGCUGCGCAAAAGGGAGUAGUAUAUAAUCCUUGAGAUCCUUCAUCUACAUACCACACCCCAAGCAACCCCCCCCAUCUCUAACCCGAAAAAGAAAAAAGAAAAAAAGAUACGAUAACAAGAACAAAAUUUUGUACUGGUUACGCUUACAGUCAUAUACGUGGUCACGAUGGCUGGCGCAGUAGAAGUCUACGAGUGCCCGUGGUGCCGAUUCAAGUCAGGCGCGGAGUACACCAUACUCAUGCACAUCGAGGCAAUACACACGCCCGACUCGCCGUUCAUGAUAAAGGAUGAGCACGGCAACAGGGAUAUAAGCAGUGAGGAUCUGGUGGACACGGACUUUGAUAUUCCCCCGGAAGACGAUGCCGAGACUACAUACAUCCUCUGCACAGAGGACGGAUGCGAGGAGAAUGUCCUUCUAAUGGACCUGCAGACACACUUGGACUUUCACGCCGCGGAGCAGAUUUCCAUGGAAGAUGUGCGUAGCCAGACGCCCGUGUCCGGGGAUGAUAGCGGGAGUUACAGUGGGAGCCAGGAUAUGGUUUUAUCGGAGCAAGGGAAGAGUAGGUAUGGGUACGGGCGCUCGGAAGGCAGUAUCGAAGGAGGCAGGAGGGAGAGGAGGGAGAACAAGACAUUGAUUGCUUCGAGGGAGAGGGAUAAGAACGGUUAUAAGCUUUCUUUUGCUCAGGAUCAGGGUUCUUCUUCUUUGGUGCCCUCGAAAACACCAAGUCAUUUGAAGUCACCUAAGAGGUCUCAUAAGUUGGUGUUUGGUCUGCCGGUUAAGGACCCGUGGAGGCAGAGGGAGAAGGAGAAGGAAAAAGAGCGGGAGAGGGAGAGAGAGCUGGAAAGGGAGAGGGACAGGGAGAGAGCUAGGGAGGUUCGGAGGCCAGUUGAGAGAAGUGUGGUCAGGCCUAUUGAUGGGCAAAAUCUGCCUGGGCAGCAGCAAACGGUAUCCUCUAAUCAUAUUCUUACUCCAGUCAAGCGGUUAGGAAAGAGUGAUCUAGGACCUUAUGCCCACGAGGCACAAAUGCCGGCUUGGCUCCGCAAAGAGCUUGAGCAAGGUGGUAAACUGACCAAGGAAACUAGAUUGGAUCAUGCCGCUGGGCGUUUGGUUAGGGUUGUCACGGUCUCCAAUGAAACUCCCGAUCUCAUCCCUGUGAUUGCGCUUCUCUGUGAACACGAUCCUCGUGUCGUGAGGGCAUGGGUUUGCCAUCCGGGCACCAAACAUGUUGGGAAACAGAUUAGGGGUGAGGGCGGCUUCUGUGGGUAUAGAAAUAUUCAAAUGGUCGUCAGCUAUAUUCAGAAUGCAUACCCUAGGGGAUCCCAUCCGUUUGAGGGCAGAAUUCCGACUAUACUGAGGCUUCAGGAUUGGAUUGAAGAGGGAUGGGAUAAGGGAAUAAAUCCUAGCGCUAGAUUGGAGACUGGCGGUAUCAAGGGGACCAGAAAAUAUAUUGGGACUUCAGAGGCCCAAACAAUGUUUGUCAACCUUAACAUCCCCUGCCGUCCCCAUAGCUUCACCAGGUCAGAAGGCCUCAAAACCCAGGAAAAGCUUCUUGACUGGGUGGAAAACUACUUCUCUGACGGCGGCAUCCUCCCAGAAGCCGCCCAAGUAAAGGUUUACCAGACCCAGAAACCCCCAAUCUACUUUCAGCACAGCGGCCACUCUAUGACAAUAGUCGGGUGCGAGACCAACAGGGACGGUUCCAAAAACCUCCUAGUCUUCGACCCCUUCUUCACACCCUCCGCUCCUAUGAAGAACCUUAUUGGCGCGCGUUCCCUGAGCCAUAGAAUGGACCCGGAACUACUCCUCAGGGCCUAUAGGCGCAGGAUGAACUACUUGCAAAAGUACAAGGAGUUUGAAGUUAUAACGUUCGUGCCUCCUAUCGCGAGUCAUUAUAAUAAAAGCAUUGCGGAGGGGGGAAGCGGAGGAAGGAUCCAUUAUUAUUUUCAAUAGCUAACAAUGCGUACCUUGGAUUCUAUGAUGUCCUCCUAUCCACCUCCGUACCUGCCUACCUACCCCUGGAUGGAAUUGCGUUUUUUU